This is a messenger RNA of Onychostoma macrolepis, 4572 nucleotides long. RefSeq names its product phospholipid phosphatase related 5b (gene plppr5b). Bases 456 to 1412 code for a protein of 318 amino acids. Gene Ontology annotation, molecular function: phosphatidate phosphatase activity. The record is from RefSeq and is a predicted model, not a curated record. NCBI's taxonomy places the organism in Eukaryota, Metazoa, Chordata, Actinopteri, Cypriniformes, Cyprinidae. The transcript is spliced from 6 exons. Gene Ontology annotation, biological process: phospholipid dephosphorylation; phospholipid metabolic process; signal transduction.
CGUUUAGGACUGGUCAAAGUUUUUAUGAACUUUAAAUCAUCGCUUGAUUUCUUUUUUCAGUGUAUUGUCUGUGAGUUAGUAUAUUUUACAGAAAUAGCCAGUUUUGUUGCUGUUAAUCAGGGCUGAUAGAGCCGAGGUGACAUUUGGUGACUGACGGACUAGCGCCUCUCUUUAAACCCUCUGAGCGGAUGAUGAUGAUGAUGGUGGUGGGGCGCGGGCACGGCGCCUGACGUGUCUUUUCAUCAUCAGCUGGCUGUAGUGAGGAGCGCGCGGUGGCACUUUAUCGAGCUCUCCUCUCUCGCGCUCUCUCAUUCCAGCUCGAGCGCUGUGCCAUGCGAGCGCGUGCGUCUUCGCGUGCCAACCUCGCGUGCGCUCGGAGCGUCAGACCCCGGCGAGAUGCGGGAACUAUAACGAGAGCUCAAAUGUUUGGAGGUUCUCCACUGGAUUGUUGGUAAAUGUUCCUGCCCCACUCUCUGACGACCAUGCUUUAUUUCCAGCUGGUGAUCAUGGCGGGGACGGUCAUGCUGGCAUAUUAUUUCGAGUACACGGACACGUUCAACGUGCACGUGCAGGGCUUCUUCUGCUACGAGACCGCGUACACGAAACCCUACCUCGGACCCGAAGACACGAGCGCCAUCCCGCCUGCCCUGCUGUACGCGGUGGUCACCGGAGUCCCCACGCUGCUGAUCACCGUGACAGAAACGGUGUUGUUCUUGAUACAAUACACAUCGAAAGAUCUUGACAGUCGAGAGAAGACCAUCGUGACUGGGGACUGCUGUUACCUCAACCCAUUAGUGCGGAGGACUUUCCGUUUCCUUGGUGUAUACAUGUUUGGCCUUUUCACCACAGACAUCUUCGUGAAUGCUGGUCAGGUGGUAACGGGGAACCUGGCCCCUCAUUUCCUGACAGUGUGUAAACCCAACUACACAGCUCUGGGUUGCCAGCAAGCUCUUCGCUACAUCAGCCAUCAGGAAGCCUGCACCGGCAACGAGGACGACAUCCUACGAGCCCGCAAAACCUUCCCUUCCAAAGAGGCGGCGCUCAGCGUGUACGCUGCUGUCUAUAUGGCUAUGUACAUCACAUUUACAGUGAAAGCCAAAGGAACUCGUCUGGCUAAACCAGUCAUGUCUUUGGGCCUGAUGUGCCUGGCUUUCCUUACGGGUAUUAACAGAGUGGCAGAGUAUCGUAAUCACUGGUCUGACGUCAUUGCUGGCUUUAUCAUCGGUGUGGCCAUCGCCACCUUUCUAGUGGUGUGUGUGGUCCAUAACUUCAAAGGCAAACAACUGCUGAGUGAGGAUCCCCCACAGGACCACCUAAGCACCAAUCCGAUGGUCAGCUCGCCCAGGGUUGAGAGUCCACUGGAGAAGUACAUCGCUUCACAGAAUCACAUCGCCUUCGCUGAGAUCACGUGACCUUGAUUCUCCGGUGUGGCAGACACAUUGGACAUCCACGCUGUUUACCGUCCAGUCCCGAUAGUCCCGGCUCAACGCUAACGCAGUGGUCAUAGUCUCUAUGGUGUCUUUUUGGAUCGCUCUGCCCUUGCUUUGUGUGUGUGGAAAUAUUAGUCCUAUCAACUAAUAACCGUUACCAUCACGCAACUAAAGACUGAAGCUGCACUUCACAUUUCCCUGACCGGUUCUGUUGGCUUUCUUGCAGACCGAGCUCACAUCUAGAGCUCAGAAUAUCUCAGCUGCUCGCAUGUGUGGAGAGCGUACGUGUCUUUGUUUGCGUUUGAAAGGUUUUUGGCAGGUUGAUGCAAAUACCUGCGCUUGGAAUUCAAAAUGGACUAAUCUUGUAGUUGUGGAAAAUGUUGUCGUCAUAUAUUCCAGAAAAUGGUUAUUCCUAUAUUAUUUUAUUCUCGUUUAGUGCUUGCAUGGGAUGAGUGCAAACAUAUGGAAUCACAUUUCUGCCUCAGAGUUAAAAAAAGAAAAGGUAAUUGAGAGUUUAUUUCUUGGAAUUGUGACACUUUAUUUUACAAUGUGAUUUCUCAAAUUAUGGCAGAAGUCGUAUGUGUCUCAUAAUUGCAACUUUAUCUCAUAAUUGUGAUUUUUAUGUCUCACAGUAUGACUUUAUUUCUUUUAAUUGCAACUUAAUAUCUCAGAAUUGCAACUUCUUUUCUUAAAUUAUUGUUUUUCAAAAUUGGAACCAUCUUUCUUAUAAUUGUGAUUGUAUGUCUCUCAAUAUCACAAUUUCUCACAAUUGUAACUUUUUAAUUAAAUUGUGACUGAAGUCUCAAUUUGUGAAUUUAUACCGUAAAACUGCAUAUUUUUUCUCAUAAUAGUGAUUUUAAUAUCUCACAAUUGCAAAUUUAUUUCUCUUAACAAGGUUUUUUAUCUCUCACAAUAUGACUCUUAAUUGCAACAUUAUAUCUCACAAUUGUGACUACAACUGUAACUUUAUUUCUCAUAAGUAUGAAUUUACCUCACAAUAUGAGUUUACUUCCCUUCAUUACAGCUUAAUAUCUCUUAAUCGCAAAUGUAUUUAUCUUAAUUAUGAUCUCAGUGUGACUUUCUCAAAUUGUGACUAUUCCUGAUGGCUAUGUCUUCUAUUUUUUACUCUUGAGGCAGAAUUGUGCUUCCAUACAUACGUAAAUACACUGUGUCCACAAAAAUAAGGCAGAAAAUACCUGUUCAAAGAUCACAUUUAAAAUAAAAAUUAAAAAUACCAAAGCUCGGAUAAAUUUAAGUACUUACUGUACUGGCAGCAAAAAAAAAAAAAGGAACAGUUCCAGGUCCAUUGGUUAGAUAACUGAUGAACCAGGAUUCAGUUUCACCCCGUGGCCAAUAGGCUUUCACAGUGAAGCUGUGUUUGAGUUGAAGUCACCCUGCUGUGAAAGACAGAUCAUCUGCUAAGACAAUCACCAGCCAUCUCACUAGAAUAAUGAGUCAGUCCAUCAGACGCGUCCAUUUAACCAGUGAACAUAAUGAGAUUCACAUUUCACACUGUUUUAAUGGCCAGCGCAUCUUUAACUAAGGAUCGAUAUUGUUAAUGUUAAAGAAAUAAUGAGUCAGAGAGCCACCUCUCCUCCUGUGAUCAUUAAAAACAAACCGUGAUACCUCAUGUGUAAAAUUGUGGAUAUAAAUUAGUCUCCUACAUUAUUUUAUUCUGAAAAGAUGCAGUGCUGCGCUAAUUUAUAUUUCAUAUCUCCAGCCCUGUGUUUCAGUCAUGCCGUGGUGCCAUUUAAAGGAAUAUUCUGGGUUAUUUCUAUAGCGUAAUGACACUACCGUUCAAAAUUUUGGGGUCAGUUAGGAUUUAACUUUUUUUUAAUUAAUUGUUUUAUUCAGCAAGGAUGCAUCAAGUUGAUUAAAUGUGACAGGAAAGACAUUUAUAAUGUUACAAAAGAAUACGAUUUCACAUAAAUGCAGUUUUUUUUACUUUCUAUUCAUCAAAGAAUCCUUUAAAAUGGAUUGCAGCACAACAAUUAAAAAAUGUUUCUUGAGCAGCAAAUCUGCAUAUUAGAAUGAUUUCUGAAGGAUCGUGUGACACUGAAGUAAUGAUGCUGAAAAUUCAGCUUUGCAUCACAGAAAUAAAUUACAGUUGCAAAUAUAUUGAAAUAGGAAACAGCUAUAUUAAAUAGUAAUAAUAUUUUGACAAGUAUUAGGGUUGUACUGUAUUUAUCAUCAAAUAAAAUAAAAUUAAAAUUUAAAUAUCUUACUGAUCCCAAUCUUUUGAAAGCUUAAAGCACAGUCUCAUCUGUUAGCAUGAUAAUAUUCUUCAAGAAAAAGAAAAUGUAAUUUUGUGGCCUGGAGGUCUUACAAAAAUAACCCAGAAUAUUCUUUUAAAGGUUUUAGAUUUUUGGUGCUUGAUUAAAUAUAUGGUUCCCCUUGUAAUGUCCUGCUGAUGUGACCAAUCCUUAACCUUAAGAGCAAUAAUGUGAUUCUUCAUAUCUCAUGAGAAAAUUCCCAUUUGGCUUCCCCUCAAAUAGUAUGUAUAUUUUUAUUGAUAUAUAUAUAUAGAGAGACAUAUAUAAUAUAUUGGUGUGAUAAAUGGUAUAUUAUUGCUAGAUCACUAAUCACAGAAGUCUGGGAUAGCUGCACUUUAUAAUGCAGAAAGAAAAAAAAACCAUGCAUAAAAAAGAUAAAUGAAAGCAGUAUUACAGUGAAAACCAACAUGGUGUGUACAGUGUAAAUGCACAUGACUAUAAUUUUUGUCAGAGAUUAUCAAUGUUUAUUUUCUUAUGUUUGUGCUGUACAUGUAUGUGUGGCUGGGGGUUUGUGGGUGUACGAUGGCAUACUGUAAGUACAUAUUGUACUGUAUUUAUCAUGAAUAUUCUUUGAAUUUUAGCUGUAGUAUCACACUGGUUUACUGUGUACCAAAUGGAUGUUUUUUAAUCGUGUUUAUAUUUAUUUAUGUUCUGUUUUAUAGCCUGCACAGAGUUUUUGGUUGUUAAAAGAUGUUCUUUCAACCUCAAAAGCUUUUUUAACUUCUGAUUCCUAUAUUUUCUUCUCCCAUACCACCUCGAGAGUCAUUACUAAAUGGUUUAUUUGGAUACUAUAGAUGGAUUCACAUCGAUGUGAAUCCAUCUCUUUGAGUCCUUUUAGGGCUUUGAAUUCAUGACCUUUUACACUGUAG